CACUCAACAGCAAGCUCCGCGUAGAGCAACUAAUCACAAACUAGACAGAUCGAGGGCGGAGCAGAGCAGAAAUGGCUUCCAUCCUCCACCUCCUCCCUCUCCUCCUCCUCGCCGCGGCCGCGGCCGACGCGGCCACCUUCACCGUGACCAACAACUGCCAGUACACCGUGUGGGCGGCCGCGGUGCCCGGCGGCGGCAGGCAGCUGGACAACGGGCAGACCUGGACCGUCGACGUGCCGGCGGGCACCACCGGCGGUCGCGUGUGGGCGCGCACGGGGUGCUCCUUCGACGGCAGCGGGAACGGGCGGUGCGACACCGGCGACUGCGGCGGCGUGCUGCAGUGCUCCGGGUACGGGCAGCCGCCCAACACGCUGGCCGAGUACGGGCUGAACAAGUUCCAGGACCUCGACUUCUUCGACAUCUCGCUGGUGGACGGGUUCAACGUGCCCAUGGACUUCCUGCCGGCGGGCGGCGGCGCCGGGUGCCCCAAGGGCGGGCCGCGGUGCCGCGCCGACGUCACGGCGCAGUGCCCCGCCGAGCUGCGCGCCACCGGCGGCUGCAACAACCCGUGCACGGUGUUCAAGACGGACCAGUACUGCUGCACGGGGUCGGAGCAGGACACCUGCGGGCCAACCGACUACUCGAGGUUCUUCAAGGGGCAGUGCCCGGACGCCUACAGCUACCCCAAGGACGACGCGACGAGCACCUACACUUGCCCCGGCGGAACCAACUACAACGUCGUCUUCUGCCCCUGAUUGAACGUGCACCUGAGCUGAACGCAUAUGCUUAUUUAUAGCAUGAUCAAAUAAACAAGCUAGCAUAACAAAAGAAUAAGUUAUAGCUUGUGCAAGAAUAAUCACCACUGCUCAAUGCUCUCGUCGGUCAUGGCAAUUGGCAUGGGUAUAUACUAUGUAUUGCAUGCAAUAGCUAUAUGUUCUUCAAGAUCGGAAGUUUUGUGCAAUUAAUGAUAUCGUACUACGUAUAUGGGUGUUUUGAA
Molecule: messenger RNA, 997 nt
Organism: Setaria italica (foxtail millet)
Lineage: Eukaryota; Viridiplantae; Streptophyta; Magnoliopsida; Poales; Poaceae
Product: protein P21
Exons: 1
Coding region: 72-755 (227 amino acids)
Biological process (GO): defense response
Cellular component (GO): extracellular region
Source: RefSeq, a predicted model, not a curated record